Molecule: messenger RNA, 552 nt
Organism: Prosopis cineraria
Lineage: Eukaryota; Viridiplantae; Streptophyta; Magnoliopsida; Fabales; Fabaceae
Exons: 3
Coding region: 1-552 (183 amino acids)
Biological process (GO): protein polyubiquitination; positive regulation of proteasomal ubiquitin-dependent protein catabolic process; ubiquitin-dependent protein catabolic process
Cellular component (GO): cytoplasm; ubiquitin ligase complex
Molecular function (GO): ubiquitin conjugating enzyme binding; ubiquitin protein ligase activity
Source: RefSeq, a predicted model, not a curated record
AUGUUCAGAAAUCAGAGAUGCCACCCCUCGUUUUGCUCUGAUUGUGUUGCAAAACAAGUGGCCACAAAAAUUCAGGACAGCAUUGCAGUAGUUUCGUGUCCUGGUUUGGAUUGUAAAAGUGAUAUUGGGCUAGACGCUUGUCGGCCAUGGCUUCCCAAGGACUUGCUUCACAGGUGGGAUCAGGCUCUGUGUCAAGCUGUGUUUCUGGCAGCCCCUAUAUAUUACUGUCCCUUCCAGGAUUGUUCAGCUAUGUUACUGAUUGAGAAUGAGGAAGAAGAUCAUCAACAAGAUAUAGGGGAAGCAGAGUGCCCUAAACUGGAAGAGAAUGAGAUAGUGAGGGAAGAUCUGGUUGUGAGAGAGCCUGCUAAAGAGAAGAAAUGGAGAAGGUUUCCACAGUGUAGCUGUGUAGGCUCUUUGCGGAGAGGAUUGAUGGAUGCUUGCACAUCACUUGCAUGCGCCAGCAUGAGUUUUGCUAGGGGUGUGGAGAACAAUGGACUUCUUCUCGUAUCUGUAUGUUGCCAAGUGAAGUUGGGGAUGGAGGAGGAAGAUUGA